UCAAGAGGAGUAGCAAAGCGGAGGAGAAAGAGGAGCAGAAACCCCUGAAGACCCUGAGAUGUUGCCAUUCACCCCGCAGGUGGUCAAGCGUUUGUUAGCACUCAAAAAGGGCAACGAGGACAACAGCGUCGAGGGCAAGUGGUCGGAGAAGGCGGUCAAGAAUCUGGUCAAGAAGAUCAAGAAGAACUCGCAGCUGGAGGAGCUCGAGCGGGCCAUCUCCACGCAGAACUGCCAGACGAGGUGCGUGACGGUGCCGCGCAGCAAGCCAGCUCCCGCCGGCGAGCAUCUGCGCAAGGGUCUGCCGCACGUCAUCUACUGCCGUUUGUGGCGCUGGCCGGAUCUCCAGUCGCAGAAUGAACUGAAGCCCCUCGACCACUGCGAGUACGCCUUCCAUCUGCGCAAGGAGGAGAUCUGCAUCAAUCCCUAUCACUACAAGAAGAUCGAGUUGUCCAUCCUGGUGCCCAAGUCGCUGCCCACUCCGCCCGACUCCAUUGUCGACUAUCCGCUGGACAACCACACGCACCAGAUACCCAACAACACCGACUACAAUGCGGCCAUCAUUCGCAGCGCCUCGUUGAGUCCGCCGCAGUACAUGGAAUUGGGCGGUACCGGCAGCGGUCCCGUUUCCGUAUCCUCCUCGGCCAGCUCGACGCCCGCAACUGCCGCCUCCGCCUCGUCGUCCUCCUCCUCCUCGUCCGCCGCCUAUCAACAGCAACAGCAGUCCUUUGGCCAAAACAUGGACUCCCAGUCGAGUGUGCUCAGUGUGGGCAGCAGCAUUCCCAACACCGGCACCCCGCCGCCCGGCUACAUGAGCGAGGAUGGCGACCCCAUCGAUCCCAACGACAACAUGAACAUGUCGCGCCUGACGCCCCCCGCCGAUGCAGCCCCGGUGAUGUACCACGAGCCGGCCUUCUGGUGCUCCAUCUCCUACUACGAGCUGAAUACGCGCGUCGGCGAGACCUUCCACGCCUCGCAGCCCUCGAUCACGGUGGACGGCUUCACCGAUCCCUCCAACUCGGAGCGCUUCUGCCUCGGCCUGCUCUCCAAUGUGAAUCGCAACGAGGUCGUCGAGCAGACGCGUCGCCACAUCGGCAAGGGCGUACGGCUCUACUAUAUUGGCGGCGAGGUCUUUGCCGAAUGCCUCAGCGACUCGUCCAUCUUUGUCCAGAGCCCCAAUUGCAAUCAGCGGUACGGUUGGCAUCCGGCCACCGUGUGCAAGAUACCGCCUGGGUGCAAUCUGAAGAUCUUCAACAACCAGGAGUUCGCCGCCCUGCUGUCGCAGUCCGUGUCGCAGGGAUUCGAGGCCGUCUACCAGCUGACGCGCAUGUGCACCAUCCGCAUGUCGUUCGUCAAGGGCUGGGGCGCCGAGUAUCGCCGCCAGACGGUCACCUCGACGCCCUGCUGGAUCGAGCUGCACCUUAACGGGCCGCUCCAGUGGCUGGACCGCGUGCUCACGCAGAUGGGAUCGCCGCGGCUGCCGUGCAGUUCCAUGUCGUAAGCGAAGGUUCCGGUUUUCAAUUUCCCGGAGCUUAAAACCAGAGAACCUAGUAACACUGAUGAACAGAAGAGGAAUAGAAUGGAGUAUCCUCAAGAAUUCGCGGUACCAUUGGCCACAUGAACAGUGAAAUCCAAGAAACCAAAAAAACUAGAUGUACAUCGAUGUUAAAGCUAAUCAAUGGUCAGUGUUGCUGGUUAGAAGCUCCACGGGGAAAGCAAAAUGAGAAUCGGAAUGGGUUUCAGCGAGAAAACCAAGAACAAUUCUGAGAGCACAUAUGAAAUAAGUUCAGGCAAAUUAUAUACGAGUACAUACUGGAGCAAAAUGAAAACAAAUGGUAGAUGCAAGUCAGAUACAGAUAAAGAUACCGAUAGAGAUAUAUCUAUAUACAAAGAGCACACACUUACAUGUGGGAUAUAUAUCUUUACAAGCAUAUAUGAGAGAGAACAUGUAUUUGGCGUUAAAAGUUUAGGACUAUAUAUUGUGUAGGUGGAAACGUACGUGGAGAAUGGCAGUUUUCGAUAAGGAGCAACAAUUUUUUUAAAAAAGUUUUACAUACAAAAUAAAAGAGAGAAAAUAACCAAACCGACCAGGAACACACAAGCCCCUUCCGAAAGAAGCCCCCAGAAUCUGUGUGCGUAGAGUUGGUAGCGCUAGAAGCGAGCAAGUCAAAAUUCUUUGAGAAAGAAGCAAAACAAUUAUAUCGGUGAUUUGGAACAAAAAUGGAUGAGCAAAACAGGAACUGGGAUUUAUCAAGCUUGAAGCUUACACACACAGACACACACACACACACUCUACCAUACAUUGCAAAUGUACAUAAGACCAAAUAUGAUGAAAUUAUUCACGCAGGACCUCCACUUGAUCGAGUAUGGGAUUACAAGUACAUAUAUCUAUGUAUAUCCGUUUGAUGAUGGUUGUUAAACGUUUCGAUUUUCGCUUAGUACGUGUGUGUUACAAAAAUUUGCCAACUCUUAAAAUGCAGUCAGCUCUUGUUAGUUGUAAUGUCCGUAAAAUGCGAUCAUAUAUCCUAUAUGUAAAGCACUUGCCCAACAAAAUUUUAAUGCCGCAAACCAAGUCAGGCCCGUCUGAGGACCCGUUAUGUUCAGAAAUGCAUUUAUUGUGUACCAAACGAGAGAGAGAUUCAUAUUUCUCAUCGCCCCUCGGACUCGAACCGGUAGCUCAACCAAUAUGCAAUAUGGUUUGCCGGCGUUGACCGGAUUUUGCUUGGCAAGUGCGCGUUUUUCUUGGGUCUAGAUCUUAAGUCUAUAAAUGUAACGAAAUUCGCUAGCUUAUCUUAAAAUCUAAAGAGCCUAAACCUGUUUAAGUUCGAGUUCUAUUUGGUUUUACUUUUGCAGAUUAUUUUAAUCCUCCUUUUUUUUUCGUCUUUCGCUGUUAAAACCAAAAAUAACUGUACCGCCCAGUGUUGAAAAGAGCAUAGUGCGCGACAGCCAGUGUUGGCUAGCGCACUUGCCCGCUGACCACGGCGUAGCUUUAAUUUAAGUUUUGUCUAUUGUUUCCCCCCCUUUGUUGCUUUUAAGUUUCGCACGUAGUAAUCCUGAUUGGCAAUCAAUCGAAUAAACGACCGCGAACGAGAUUUUGUUUUGUUAAUUGGCUCUAAAUACGGUUCUGAACCACCCCACUGGCUUUGAAUUAAACAAUUGUUUUUGUAUUUCCGGCUAAACCCGCUAAUAAUGUAAUGUAAUCCUUAAGUUAUGCCUAACGAAACAAAGCAAAGCAAAGAAGGCGAACAUGCGCAGCAACAGUCAACAGUCCUGGGACUCCGAUCGACAGGAUCGUGAUCACAACCGCAGACCAGCAACCCCCUACCCGUAACUUUAUGAAGUAUAAAUACAAAUAUAUACAUAUAUAUAUAUCUAAUAUGCAAGCAUGCAGAUAAAGACAAACAGAAUUCGUAUAUACAAAUAAACUCUUAUAUUGAAUGGAAAGCGCAUCUCAGAUGUUGUGGAUUGGAUUUGAGCAAAUAGGGGAAAGGCUUGCAGUUCUUAAUCGGAUAUUAUUAUAAAAUAAUUUAAUUAUUUUGUAGUUUACUUUUUAAUAAAUGUUUAUUUUACCUUAA
Drosophila takahashii is the source of this 3572-nucleotide messenger RNA. RefSeq names its product Smad on X (gene Smox). Gene Ontology annotation, cellular component: heteromeric SMAD protein complex. Gene Ontology annotation, molecular function: I-SMAD binding; RNA polymerase II cis-regulatory region sequence-specific DNA binding; DNA-binding transcription factor activity, RNA polymerase II-specific. Gene Ontology annotation, biological process: positive regulation of transcription by RNA polymerase II; SMAD protein signal transduction; transforming growth factor beta receptor signaling pathway. NCBI's taxonomy places the organism in Eukaryota, Metazoa, Arthropoda, Insecta, Diptera, Drosophilidae. The record is from RefSeq and is a predicted model, not a curated record.